CAAGCGGGCACCGUGCGAGCGCACACCGUGUGUGUGUGUAUGUGUGUGUGUGUGUGUGUGUGUCUCAUCUCGUCCGUCUGUAGGUGCCGGGCUCAGCGAGACGCCGGCGAGAAGGAAGAGGAGGCGAGAGGUGAACUGAGUUUGAUCCUGCGGCGGCUACAAGCGAUUUCCCCCCCACUGUCUCCGCUCCCUUCGCAGCCUCCACUUCCCUUCCCUCGGCCCCUUGCUCCUUUUCUGUUUCGGCCGGAGGUGCCAGGACCCCCGGCGGCAGCCUCCCCUCCCCCGCCGCUCCCGUCCCUUCUCGUCUGGCCCUCCCCUCCCCCGCCGCGGCCAGCACAGCCAAUCCCCCGAGCGGCCGCCAACAUGCUCUUUGAAGGCUUGGAGCUGGUGUCGGCGCUGGCCACCCUCGCCGCGUGCCUGGUGUCGGUGACGCUGCUGCUGGCCGUGUCGCAGCAGCUGUGGCAGCUGCGCUGGGCUGCCACCCGCGACAAAAGCUGCAAGCUGCCCAUCCCUAAGGGCUCCAUGGGCUUCCCGCUCAUCGGAGAGACCGGCCACUGGCUGCUACAGGGUUCUGGCUUCCAGUCGUCGCGGAGGGAGAAGUAUGGCAACGUGUUCAAGACGCACUUGCUCGGGCGGCCGCUAAUCCGCGUGACGGGCGCGGAGAAUGUACGCAAGAUCCUCAUGGGCGAGCACCACCUCGUGAGCACCGAGUGGCCACGUAGCACACGCAUGCUGCUGGGCCCGAACACGGUGGCCAACUCCAUCGGCGAUAUCCACCGCAACAAGCGCAAGGUCUUCUCCAAGAUCUUCAGCCACGAGGCCCUGGAGAGCUACCUGCCCAAGAUCCAGCUGGUGAUCCAGGACACGCUCCGUGCCUGGAGCAGCUACCCCGAGGCCAUCAACGUGUACCAGGAGGCACAGAAGCUCACCUUCCGCAUGGCCAUCCGGGUGCUGCUGGGCUUCAGCAUCCCCGAGGAGGACCUCGGGCACCUCUUUGAGGUCUACCAGCAGUUUGUGGAGAACGUCUUCUCCCUGCCUGUCGACUUGCCCUUUAGUGGCUACCGGCGGGGCAUUCAGGCGCGACAGACCCUACAGAAGGGCCUGGAAAAGGCGAUCCGGGAGAAGCUGCAGUGCACGCAGGGCAAGGACUACUCAGACGCACUGGACAUCCUCAUCGAGAGCAGCAAGGAGCACGGGGAGGAGAUGACCAUGCAGGAGCUGAAGGACGGGACGCUGGAGCUCAUCUUCGCCGCCUACGCCACCACCGCCAGCGCCAGCACCUCGCUCAUCAUGCAGCUGCUGAAGCACCCGGCCGUGCUGGAGAAGCUGCGGGAGGAGCUGCGGGCCCAGGGCAUCCUGCACAGUGGCGGCUGCCCCUGCGAGGGCACGCUGCGCCUCAGCACGCUCAGCGGGCUGCACUACCUGGACUGCGUCAUCAAGGAGGUCAUGCGCCUGUUCACGCCCGUCUCCGGGGGCUACCGCACCGUGCUGCAGACCUUCGAGCUCGACGGUUUUCAGAUCCCCAAAGGCUGGAGUGUCAUGUACAGCAUCCGGGACACGCAUGACACGGCGCCCGUGUUCAAGGACGUGAACGUCUUCGACCCUGAUCGCUUCGGUCAGGCGCGGAGCGAGGACAAGGACGGCCGCUUCCAUUACCUCCCUUUCGGUGGUGGUGUCCGGACCUGCCUGGGCAAGCACCUGGCCAAGCUGUUCCUGAAGGUGUUGGCGGUGGAGCUGGCCAGCACCAGCCGCUUCGAGCUGGCCACCCGGACCUUCCCCCGCAUCACCUUGGUCCCCGUCCUGCACCCUGUGGAUGGCCUCAGUGUCAAGUUCUUUGGCCUAGACUCCAACCAGAACAAGAUCCUGCCGGAGACGGAGGCCAUGCUGAGCGCCACGGUCUAGGGCGCCAGGCCUCGGGGCGGGAGGCGACGGAAGGGCAGAAACCUGUGUGCGGGACGGGGCUGGAGCCCGGGGAAGAGGGAGGGCUCCCCAGGCCUUGCCCUCCCCUUGUCCCCUCCCUGGCAAACCUGCCCCAAGUCAAAAGGGCUCUCCGGGGUCGGGCUCUCCCCCUGGCCCCUGCUUCUCUCUAGUCUCUCCAGUUCCCAACAGCUUAGCUCCCCCGGGAAAGGGCCUGGCCCCCCCCCCGCCCCGCCCCGCAUGCCCAUCACAGUGUUAGAUGUCGGCUGUGCUGCAGCCUUUGCUUGUGAUGUUCUGAACUGGUCUCUCCCCUCCCUUUUCUUCUGGAUUCUUUUCGUGUGAGGUCAGGUGGUUGACAUGGGGGGAGGGAGGAAAAGAGGUGCCCCCUUUGGCCUUCUCUUCAGCACCCCCUCCCCUCCUGCCUCGGCUCAGAUGGGACGAGUGCCCCUCCCGGUGUGGUCACCAGCACCUGCGGGGAACAGCAUCCUGGGUCAUAGAACACCCGUCACCCUCGGCAGGGCGGGGCCAGGCUGUAACCAGCCUGGAGGCCCACCCCUUGCCGUUUUGGACAUUUGAAAUUACCUAUUGCUGCUACUUUUUCUCUCUUCUGACCUGAGGGCAAAGGAGCCCCAGGCCCUGUCCUCCCAGCAUCCUCCCUGGUGGCCCUGGGCGCGCGCACUGACACCCGCACCUUUCUGCCAGGCGGCCUGGAGCCCGCCCUGCUCCCUAUUACACAUACACCCAAGGCCCUCGGCUCAUGGAUGGCCUUCCCCCCACCCCCAUAUUUAUUCACAAUAUAACCGAAUCUUGGUGUUACUGGGACUGGAACAAGUAUCUCCUCCGUCCCCUGGCCUCCAUCCCAGCUGUCCCCGGCAGGACUUCUGCAAGUGACCCAGCCACCGCCCCCCCCCGCCUCCCCCCGCCGGCCUAGGGUCGAGCAGCUCCCCCAGGCGCCAGACCUUCUGUGGGUUCAACCUCAGAGCCUCACUCCCGAGGUGAAAUCCAGCACAUCUGCCUUUGUCCCCUGGUGGGGAUGGGGAAACGGCCCACCGCCUCCCUGCCUCCCUGUUCUGUCAGAAACCUUGAUCACCGGGGCUGCUGCCGUGUCCCACUCGGUCACUGUUCACCCCAGUGCCCCCCACUCUGGCUAGUGAGUAUAGGGAAGGAUACGGGUUCUUUCUUCUGACGGGGAGCCAGGGCCUCCGUCGUCCCUCCCUCAACCCUCACCCUUUGCCCUUUGCCCUUGGAAAGGUGUCCUUGAAGUCCCUUCCCCCCUCUAUGCCACUGUCUGCUUAGCCCUUCUCAGGGGUGCGGGGACCAGGUGAAAGCAAGGGGAGGUGAGUGCUGAAGGCAGCCCUUCCUCAGAGCUGACUCGGGCCCUCUGCUUGGUCUUGAGGCAGCUGAGGAGGGCGCUGCAGGGAGAGCUGAGGAGGAGGGUACGUGUGAUUUGUCAGAAGUGAUUUGGUUGAAAACUGGCUGGCCAGGGGAUGAAAGAAGAGCAGCUCCUGCCACUGGCAUUUUGAGUGUUGGCAAUUAGGGAUGCCUCCCGGGGAUGGUUUGGGGCCUUUGGUGAGUCUCUAAGUGAUUUUGUCUGUUUUCAAGUUUUUCUUUGCUUUUCGUGUUUCUCUGUUGGCUUUUGAUGUUAUAAAAGCGGUGAAUCCCCUUUAGGAGAAAAUCAAAAACACACAGAAGAGGAAUGCGGGACGUCGAUUCCCCGGUUGCCUCUCCGUAGCAGUGACCACUGUGAGCAGCUCAGUGGUCCCCCCAGUGGUGUUCAGUGGGCAGGCGGCAGCCCCCCACUGCCGCCCCCAUGCACACCUGCCUUGUGGUGGGCUUUACAGGAAUGGCUCGUGCCUGCGGACUGUCCUGUCACCCCCAUUCUCAACUGUUUCAUUUGGUUCCUACCUUUUCACUGUUAAAAGGCAAGUGUGGCACAGACGUUAUUGGCAAAAAUUGACAUUAAAAAAAUGAGUAAUAUCUCUCAACCUCCCCCACCCCACCGCCCCAUUCUGAAAAACAGGCAAAAGUGUGUAAAGACUCAUCAAAGCUUGAAAAUAGCUGCAUGGUGCACCAGAAUCUGUUACCUACAAAAAAGCCUGGUGUCUGGAAGGUUCAUGCUCCUCUAAGCUGACCCAGCUUGCCCUGAACCAAAUGUCUUUGACUAAAUAUCGAGGAUUGCUGUAAGUGCAGCUUCGGACAGGAAGCCUGCCAGGCCUGGCCCCGGCGACGGGCAGGGAGCUGGAGGGCUGCGGGACACCUCAGUGACCUUUGGUUUGGGUGACCAGCCUGGGAGGGGCAGAGAAGGCAAGGCUGAGGGGAUCCCUGUGAGGGAGGGAAGAAGGAUCAUUUGCCCCGCUGGGUCUCAAAGGCAAUAAGAAGAGAACUGAAGAAAGCUCUUGACUGGCUGACAGGAGGGUUCCAAUGUUGAGACUCACCCAUGUCUCCUCUUUACAUCCAUCCGUGUCUGUGUGCUAGUGUGUAGGUUUUAUAGAGGUAGCAUUAGAUGGGUGAUGUGUUCUCACUUACCAUUCCUACUAUUGUAACUUGACAUUAAAAAGACAAAACCCCACAAAACUCUUCCCGCCAUGGGCUUGCAGAUUGAAGCACUUUCAAUGUUGGGCGCUGGCAUUUGUGUUCUGGUCACCAUCCUGACCCUGCCCAGAUCGCUAUAAUAUAAUUUUAUACACAAAACUUGUUUUUUCAUAAAUGUUAUAAUUUUGUGUCUGUCUUUAUAAACUAUUAUAAGUACUAUUUUUGUUAUAAUUCAAAAUAGAUAUUUAGUAUAAAGUUUUUGCUGUUAAAUAUUUGUUAUUUAGUAAAAUAUGAAUUUUUUCCUCUAUUGUAAACAUGGUUCAAAAUGUUAAUAUGUUUUUAUCACAGUUGUUUUAAUAUUGAAAAAGCACUUGUGUGUUUUGUUUUGAUAUGAAAUGGUGCCGUGUGAGUGUUUUUGCUGUCGUGGUUUUAAUCUGUAUAUAAUAUUCCAUGUUGCAUAUUAAAAAAAGUUGUGCAUUUUGUGAUUUUGGAAAUACUCAAUGUGGCUCUUUUAUAGGCUUCUAUAAUAAACC
Molecule: messenger RNA, 4982 nt
Organism: Balaenoptera acutorostrata (minke whale)
Lineage: Eukaryota; Metazoa; Chordata; Mammalia; Artiodactyla; Balaenopteridae
Product: cytochrome P450 26B1
Exons: 7
Coding region: 40-1902 (620 amino acids)
Biological process (GO): sterol metabolic process
Molecular function (GO): oxidoreductase activity, acting on paired donors, with incorporation or reduction of molecular oxygen; iron ion binding; monooxygenase activity
Source: RefSeq, a predicted model, not a curated record